Molecule: messenger RNA, 2123 nt
Organism: Bombus terrestris (buff-tailed bumblebee)
Lineage: Eukaryota; Metazoa; Arthropoda; Insecta; Hymenoptera; Apidae
Gene: Dbct
Product: lipoamide acyltransferase component of branched-chain alpha-keto acid dehydrogenase complex, mitochondrial
Exons: 5
Coding region: 449-1789 (446 amino acids)
Cellular component (GO): cytoplasm; mitochondrion
Molecular function (GO): lipoic acid binding; acetyltransferase activity
Source: RefSeq, a predicted model, not a curated record
UUCAAAAUAUAAUCGUUGAUUAUCUCCUCAUUUCAGUAUGCAAAUUCGAUGUGCAUUAUAUUUAAAUACCAUUAAAUUUGUGUAAAAUAACGAAUACAUUGUCGAUGAGUUAUGGUUUCAAACUUUAUCGACGAAGAACAGAAAGACGAAAAAAGCUGAAACAAGUUCAAACUUUCAACAAUUGUACAGUGGAGAAACGCAAUACAACACAAUCUUUAACAAAACAAUUGUUCUUCAUCGGUACUACUCAUACGUUGCGUAACUUUUUCCGGACACGCGAACGAAACCAUAUUUCGAAGGCUACUACCGAAGACGAACGAUAACAUCGUGAAAGAUCUACGUGCCAGUACAGUUGUGUCGUUAUCAACGAUACCACGCUCUUUCAGAAGCUGAAACAUCUUUCGAAAGGAAAUUUCGAUUGCUCUCGAAACGGUGAAGAUUGUUUACAAUGGCCUUAACCUGGAGAUUGACAGUCACGGCACUUCUGGGUAGAAAUGUACGCGAUCAAAAAUGUCGAUUCUUCUCCGUAAGCUGCUUUCGCUGCGGGACCGUCGUCCCCUUCAAACUAUCGGAUAUCGGAGAAGGAAUUCGAGACGUCACGAUAAAAGAGUGGUUCGUGAAACCAGGCGACCGGGUGUCUCAAUUCGAUAACAUUUGUGAGGUUCAAAGCGACAAAGCAUCUGUGACGAUUACCAGCCGUUACGACGGAUUAAUUAAAGCCUUGCACUACAAGGUGGACGACGUAGCUCUGAUAGGAGAUUCAUUGCUGGACAUCGAACUAGAUGGUGAUAAUGGGAACAUGGAAGUUAAGACGAUGAUCUCUGACAAACAGCAUCCGCAACAACAAACUAUAAAAACCGAUAACAAGCAGAGCGUUAAAGGCGACGAGGAAGACUGUGCAGUAAAAUAUGGGUUAGAAAAGGCGCUAACAACUCCUGCGGUCAGAAGAAUAGCUAUGGAGAAUAAUAUUAAGCUGAAGGACGUCAUUUCUACGGGCAAAGGUAAUCGAAUACUUAAAGAGGAUAUAUUGACUCAUUUAGAAAAAAUGUCUACUAGCUCCGAGAGAAAAAGGAUCGAAGAAAAACCAACGGCGGAAACGGUGAUACCGAUAAAAGGCUAUACCAAGCAUAUGUGGAAAACGAUGACGCAGUCUUUGAGUAUACCACACUUUGUGUACAGCGAUGAGUGUAACGUUAACAGACUGAUGGACUACCGAAACGAAGUGAAGGAUUCGGUGAAAGAGCAAGGUGUUUCUUUAAGCUUGAUGCCGUUUUUCAUAAAAGCCGCAUCUAGAGCAUUAGAAAAGAUACCACAGCUAAACGCCUGGCUUGAUGAAGAAAAUCAAACGUUACGUAUUCAAAAGAGGCAUAACAUCGGCAUUGCUAUGGAUACACCUGAGGGCUUAAUUGUACCGAAUAUUAAAAAUGUUCAGGAUUUAGAUAUUAUAGAGAUUGCGAAACAAUUAAAUCGUCUUCAAGAACUUGGAAGAAAAUCUUCGAUCCCGCCGGACGAUUUAUCGAACACAACGUUUUCACUGUCAAACAUAGGUGUUGUGGGCGGUACAUAUACAAAACCGGUGAUUCUUCCUCCACAAAUUGUGAUCGGCGCGUUUGGAAGAGUGCAGAAAUUACCACGCUUCGACGAUAAAGGAAACGUAGAAGCCGCAAACAUAAUUUUCAUUAACUGGGCUGCCGAUCAUCGAGUAGUGGAUGGCGUCACAAUGGCUAAGUAUUCAAAUCUCUGGAAACAUUACAUUGAAAACCCUAUAUUUUUAUUGAUAGGAGCUUGAAAAUGUAUUUUGAAGUAAGGAUGUUUUUAUGGGAAUUUUUUAUACGUAAUAAAUUACGAAUGAUUAAAAAAUUUUAUACCAUACUUGAAUAUUAUCGAUAAGGAUUGAUAUGUAAAGUGUAGUGAAAUUUUUAAACAUUUUGUACGUAAAUAUUAAUUUAUUUAUUGCUGCACAACCAACUAGGACUUUUUAAGAAAGGUAAAAUAUCUUUUUCUAACAAAUUCAAAGUUUCAUACAACUGUAUGGUAGUCAUUAUAUGAUGACCAGUCAAACCACUGUGAGCAUUUCUUGUACAUUUAAUCUAUCAUACAUUGUCAUACAAAUUGAUUCAACA